AUGGAAGACCCUUUCAGCCUAGACAGAUUUUCCCCGGAACUCAACCUCUCGAGUGCCCUGCAGCCAGGCUGGAGCCUGAAUCUUUCCUCCUCCCCCGGGGACCGGCGCUGGCCUUCCCUUGGCCGGCAGGUGCAGGUGAUCUCCGCGGCCGCCAUCCUGCUGCUGGGGCUGCUGGGCAACUGCCUGGUGCUGCAUCGCCUCUGCUGCUGUGGCUGCUGCGGCCGGGGCCGGCGGCGGCGGAAGAUGGAUUUCCUCAUCGCCCACCUGGCGCUGGCCGAUCUCUACGGCUGCGGGCUGGCCCUGUUCUCGCAUCUGGCGGCAGAGCUGCUGGGGGCCGCCUGGCCGGCGGGGGACGCCGCCUGCCGCCUGCUUAAGCUACUGCAGGGCUCCGGCCUCCUGGCCUCGUCCAACGUGCUGGUGCUCAUCGCCUUGGAGCGGCACCACGUGGUGAGGCGGCCGGCGGACCCGCCACUGCCCGCCCGGGCCCUGGCCGCGCUGGGCUGGCUGCUGGCCCUGCUGCUCGCCCUGCCCCAGGCCUUCGUGUUCAGGCUCGCCUCCCGCCCCGGGGGCAGCCGCUGCCUCAGCAUCUUCGAGCAGCUCCCGCGCUGGCACGGCCAGGCUUACGGCGUGUACGGGGCCGUCACCGGCUUCUUGGCGCCCGUCAGCCUGCUGUGCUGGGCCUACGGCCGCAUCCUCCUCGCCCUCUGGGCCGCCCAGGAGGAGAAGCCGCCGGCGGCGCGGGGGGUAGGCGGCAGCGGCCGCCGCCGCCUGGGGCUGCCGGCCGCGCGGCCCCUGCUGCUCGGACUGCCGGCCGCCAGCUGCCCCAUGCCCCGGGCUCGGGUGAAGACGCUGCAGCUGACGCUGGUGCUGAUCGCCCUGUUCGCGCUCUGCCGCCUGCCCCGCUUCGUGCUGGAGCUCAGCAUGGCCUUCGGGCCCGGCGGGGAGGCCCCGGCCGCGGCCGGGCUGCGGGAGGCGCGGGCCGCGCUCGGCAUCGUGGCGGUGACCAACAGCGCGCUGAACCCCUACGCCUAUCUGCUCUUCCAGAGCCACCGGCCCUGGGCGCGCCGUCUGCAGAGGAGCCUCUGCAGUGCGGGGCCCGGCCCGACCUGCUGCUGCCCCGGCCCCGAGCGGGAGCCCCGCCGCCGGCCGAACCACCGCGCCCCGCACCGACACCGCCCGAAGGACGGGCCGCCCCCCGGAGCCCAGCGCGCCGCCUUCUGCACCCCAGCGCCGCCGCCCGGCUCAGACUCCCGGGAGCUUGAGGACACCUCCGCCUGCGAGAGCGGUUUCUAAUCAGCCUUCCUCGGGGCGGGGGACAGAGCCCGCCAAGCGGCACCCACCGCAGCAGGAGCAAGCAGCAGGCCACCGAGGGCAGAGAACGAUAUCGUUUAACAUCCUCCUUGGCCCAGUGCCCGGUCAUCGGCCCAGCCUGUCCUUCACCUGUCACCUCCCUCCCCCAGACACUCCCGCGCACGCCUUUCUCUCUUCCCAUUACUUUUCUGCCAAGUUUCUCUUGUGUCACUUCUUCCUGUUUCUCUCCCAUACCCUUCCUCUCAAUCAUCUCUCCAACUUCCCCUUCUUUCUUUUUCCAGAGUUUGAAUAACUACAAAGAUGGGGUUUAAAGUUAAUGGCCUCUGAUGAGAGGCUCCUUACAUGUUCAGAAUGCUCCCAAGAUACUGAUCUUUGUGUUCCUGGGAUGAGGGAAAUUCAAUUCCCUAACCAAGCAGGGGGAACAAGCCUCAUUCCAUCACUGUUUGUAGCCAUGUGAUGACUAGAUGUAAUGUGGUUUAUAGAAGCUGAACUGUGUAUUUUGCAUCUUUAAUAUUUUUAUUACAACUGAAGUAGCUGUCUCCUUGUUCCUUAGGGAUGUGGGGCUCAAAGAUAGGGUUUCAAAAGCGCACCAGUACUUUAUAAUUAUAUACAGAUAUGUAUAGGCGGGAAGGAAUUUCAGAAAGCCUUUAACUGAAAGCUUCCUGAAAACUAGCCAGGAUAAGGUUCUGUAUUAUGAGGUGUGUUUUCAUGUCCUUAACCAUAGCAUUGUCCUUUGUGUUUUCUGUCUUUUUUUUUUUUUUUUUUUUUUAUAGGAGAAGAGUGCAAAAAUCAGCAGGGCUGCUGUUGCUAUGCAAACUGACUGAAUGUUGUACAUAUGAAUAGCUCUAUAUUUGUAACCUUUACAAAGCCUUCUGAAUCUUUUUGUUGCACUCUGUGGACUUAGUGGUAGCCCAUUUGUAAAUAAAAUCAAUGAGUAUAUGAAGUGA
Messenger RNA from Caretta caretta (loggerhead turtle), 2258 nucleotides. RefSeq names its product G protein-coupled receptor 150 (gene GPR150). Gene Ontology annotation, molecular function: G protein-coupled receptor activity; peptide binding. The record is from RefSeq and is a predicted model, not a curated record. Gene Ontology annotation, cellular component: plasma membrane. Lineage: Eukaryota; Metazoa; Chordata; Testudines; Cheloniidae. Gene Ontology annotation, biological process: cellular response to hormone stimulus; G protein-coupled receptor signaling pathway.